GUUUGAUAAAGAUUUUCUUAUCCGUUGUCACGACCAGUAUUUUCAGUAUCGGUUUCCCUUCGCUGACAGAUAGUCGAUAUCGGUGCAUGUGCCGCUUACGGAAAAUAUUGCCGUCAAUACGUUUUAUGACAAUAAAAACCAGUAAGUAAAAAAGUCAAGAAAGAGAAAGAAACAUUAAUGUCUAGUGGCAUUUCAAUAACUAAAAUAACAACAUCGAACAUUUCCUCAUUUUUCAACUGCGUAUACAUACCGCACAAACAAUUGCCUAGACGACAGCAAAAAAUACUGCUGCAGAAAGAUCAAAAAUAACGAUCGAAUUGACUUCGAUUUCGGUGGACAGUGUGUUGUGGAAAUAUAUUUUUACCUGACAAUAAUGAGGGAGAAUAUAACGAAUGUAUGAUAAAAAUGAAGUUCGCGUUUCUUAUCGAAGUGUAAGUGUAAAAAUAAAGAGAAAAUAAUUCUACCGAGUGGCACGUUUCCUUUCGAUGUUAAAACCGCACGCGUCGUUUUGAACGUUUUCAACUUGACGAAAUGGGUACGACAUCCUCAGCACUUAGCGAUCACAGAGUCGUAGAGAUUAAUACUGGGAACGAUUUACAAGAAAAACAUUUUGUUAGCAAUCGUGUCAUAUCACACAAGUAUACGAUAUGGAACUUCAUUCCAAAGAAUUUCUUCGAGCAAUUUCGGCGAGUGGCGAAUUUUUAUUUUCUACUCAUGACGAUAAUCGCGGUUUUUAUACGCUCGUCAAUUUCGCCGUUAACCACUGCCUUGCCUCUGUCGUUUGUCAUUUUAGUGACAGCGUGUAAACAGGGAUACGAAGAUUAUCUUCGCUACAAAAUAGAUAAACGAGAUAAUCAGAGAUCAGUCAGUGUCAUCCGUAACAAGUGUAAACAGGAGAUACAUUGCGAGCAAAUAGCAGUGGGCGAUCUUGUGAAAGUCUCUCGAGAUGAGGAUGUACCUUGUGAUAUAGUUCUUCUUUAUAGCGAGACUCCGGGCUGCUGUUACGUCACGACAUCCAAUCUUGAUGGCGAAACAAACUUAAAAACGUUACACGUGCCGAAAGUGGUCUCAACAAUGUCGCUUACGGAUAUAGUGGCGAUGCAAGCGACAAUUACGUGUCAGGAACCCUUGGCUAAUCUUUACACCUUCCACGGCAAACUCGAGAUUAACGAUGCCGACAAAACGACCAGCGGGCAUUUAACAAUAGAAAAUCUUUUACUACGCGGAUCUAGACUGAAAGACACCGAGUACGUGAUCGGCUGCGCGGUUUAUACCGGACAGGACACAAAAUUGUCGCUCAAUUCAAAGAUAGUCAGCAAUAAAUUCUCCACUGCCGAAAAAUCUAUCAAUAAGUAUCUUAUUGUAUAUCUCGUGAUACUGUUGACUGAAGUGGUAAUAUGUACCAUACUGAAACUAUACGUUGACACUCUACAAGUAUGGGAAAGAUACUUAGGUCCACUACCCAAGGUUAAUUUUUGUACGUUAAUUACGGAUAUUUUGAACUUCCUUAUCUUAUUCAAUUACAUCGUACCGAUAUCAUUGUAUGUCACCGUUGAAUUGCAAAAGUUUCUCGGCUCCGUCUUCUUCGGUUGGGACUUGGAUAUGUAUGACAAGGAUAAUGAUCAGCCGGCGCUCGCCAAUUCGUCAGACUUGAACGAAGAGCUCGGCCAGGUUGAAUAUCUGUUUACCGACAAGACUGGCACGCUCACUGAAAAUUUGAUGGUAUUCAGACGUUGCUCAGUUAACGGCAACGUGUAUAUGGAAAAGGACUGCGACGGAAAUCUUCAUUUAUUGCCACCAAACGGAAACGAGACAGAGGCCAUCCAAUUGUCAUCGUGGGAGGGUGACAUUUGGCAUUUCAUGAUAAGCAUAUCGUUAUGCCACUUGGUCCAAAUCGCGCCGCCGAGUCUACGUCCCAAGGUCGUAGCCAGACGUACUUUGUUCCGUGAGAGUUACAGAUUGAAAAAAGUCACGAGGGUCAACAGCUCGUUGAUGAUGCAUCCGGAUCUGCCGGAAUAUCAGGCGGCGUCGGCAGACGAAAAGUCGUUGGUGGAGGCGAGUGCCAGAUGCGGCGUUGUUUUACAAAAGAGUACUAACGAGGAGAUACAUAUCAAGACCGACAACAGUAAUCUGGUCUUUCAGAAACUAGAAAUACUAGAGUUCAGCUCUGAACGCAAAAGGAUGUCAGUAAUAGUGAAAGACUCGUCGGGAGAUAUCUGGCUGUACUGCAAGGGUGCUGAUUCUGCGGUUAUGCCGUUGAUAAUUAAAGGAGAGACACAAAAAACCAACGCUCACGUGGCUGAUUUCUCUAUGAGAGGUCUGCGAACGUUGGUGGUGGCGUACAAAAAGAUGAAUCAAUUCGAAUACGAAAACCUGAUACAUAACAUCGAGCAGGCCAGACAGAUAAUCGGUGCGGAGAGAGAGACGCACAUAACGCGCGCGUACAAUCUUAUGGAGAGCGGGCUCACCUUGCUCGGAGUAACUGCGGUGGAAGAUCGCCUGCAGGACAAGGUGCAAGAAACCUUGGAAUGUUUACGAGUCGCUGGCAUCAAAACAUGGGUGCUGACUGGAGAUAAGGCAGAGACUGCGGAGAACAUCGCUUUUCUGUGCGGCCAUUUCAAGAAGGGUACCGAGGUUUUGAGAUUGAUGGACGAGACCUCAGGGCAAGCCUGCUUGCUGAUUCUCACAAGUUUCGAACGGAAAAUAAAACUGGAACCGUACAAGCAGUACGGAUUAAUAAUUGAUGGUGUCAGCGUGGCAGCGACAUUACGAAAUUGCCCAGAAUUGUUAAAAUCCGUCGGAAUGGCCUGCGAGGCAGUUGUUUGUUGCAGAUUGACGCCCCUGCAAAAGAGCGAGAUUGUACAUCUAAUAAAAACGGCACGAAAUCAUCCGCACACUGCAGCUAUCGGCGACGGCGGUAACGACGUCUCGAUGAUACAGGAAGCGCACGUGGGUAUCGGAAUAUUAGGAAAAGAAGGUCGUCAGGCGUCGAUGUCUGCUGACUUCGCCUUCACGAAGUUCAAGUAUCUGAGAAAAGCAUUGCUGGUGCACGGGCACUGGUAUUAUCUGCGCAUCAGCAUUUUGACACAGUUCUUCUUUUACAAGAACGUAGUAUUCAUAACGCCGCAAGUGCUGUUCGGCAUACACAAUGGUUUCUCCACGCAGGAACUUUAUGAUGGCAUGUUUCUAAUGACUUUCAACUUGAUAUUUACGUCGCUUCCGAUAUUGAUGUACGGACUGUUAGAACAGAAUUAUACCGCGAAGAAACUCAUGGAACAUCCAUACUUAUAUAAAUUAAAUAAAAACAAUUAUUUAAUGUCAAGAGCCCAAUUCGUAAUAUGGAUGUUUCUAGGAUUAUGCCAUGCAUGCAUAACGUAUUUUACAAUAUUCGCUAUGACGUCUAUCAAUCCUACGUAUCUGUACGACAACACGCCAGCUGAACUCUGGGUUUUCAGCACUUGCAUUUUUCAUAUAGUCACUUUACUAGCAAAUCUACAGAUAUUGUUACGCAGUGCAUAUUGGACAAUCCCGUUCGUUUUAAGCGUAUUGCUAUCUGAAUUAGCAUUUUUCGUAACUACCUUCGGCUAUUCAGGUUUAAAUAUAAAAUACGAUGGCGAUAUGUACGGGGUCUUCCAAAAAUUAUUACAGUCGCCUUCGUUCUGGUUACUUACUAUAUUUAUCAUAAUUACUUGCUUAAUACUUGAUUAUUUAUGGUUAACAUACAAUACAUACAGACCCCUGAAGAUCCUUCGUAGAAAUGAAGAAUCUCCGCAAGUUAUCACUUGCAGUAACGAUGAUGACCAUCAUCGCAAUUCACAAAUGAAAGAUUGCAUAUUUCCAUGGAGAGGUAGCUUUUCAUUGCAGAAAGAUAAAUAAUGCAUUCCAAAUGCAGUCAUUUAAACGCUUCAGUAUUAUCUAGAUAAACGAAGAAGUAAUUAUCUGGAACGAUACAUCAUAUAUAAUUCAUUUCAUAGAUACAUACAAUUUAAGUUGCUGAUACGACUGACUAUAUUAUAUUAUUAACCCUCCGCGGAAAAUUAACAUAGACACCAUAUGUGGAUAUAUCUCCAUGCUAUACUUCAUUAUAAAUAUAUUAUAAUUUAGUAUGAUUGAUAAUAAUGCACUUUCCAUGCACGAAACUGACAACAUAUGCGCGAUACUUUUUAAGUUAUAGAAAUUUAUCUUACUGGGGUAUGUCAUACCCCAUCUGAUUCGCGGAGGGUUAAAUGAGUAAUUGAUAAUAAAAUUAGUCAAAACUCCGCUAUCAACUAUUUAGCAUUGUUAACAAAAGCACUUUUAGCCGUAACAAGCC
Messenger RNA from Trachymyrmex septentrionalis, 4312 nucleotides. Its product is annotated as probable phospholipid-transporting ATPase IF. The transcript is spliced from 20 exons. Lineage: Eukaryota; Metazoa; Arthropoda; Insecta; Hymenoptera; Formicidae. Gene Ontology annotation, molecular function: ATP hydrolysis activity; magnesium ion binding; ATP binding. Bases 532 to 3876 code for a protein of 1114 amino acids. Gene Ontology annotation, biological process: phospholipid translocation. Gene Ontology annotation, cellular component: plasma membrane; endoplasmic reticulum; trans-Golgi network. The record is from RefSeq and is a predicted model, not a curated record.